This is a messenger RNA of Chrysemys picta bellii (western painted turtle), 3565 nucleotides long. It is a transcript of the gene SAC3D1, whose product is annotated as SAC3 domain containing 1. NCBI's taxonomy places the organism in Eukaryota, Metazoa, Chordata, Testudines, Emydidae. The record is from RefSeq and is a predicted model, not a curated record. Gene Ontology annotation, cellular component: spindle; nucleus; centrosome. Gene Ontology annotation, biological process: spindle assembly; centrosome duplication.
GGGGGCUGAGGGGUCAGGAGUCCUGGAGUUUAUCCCUAGCAUUGGGCAGGUCUGUGGGGGGAGGAGGAUAUAAUUUGGGGGGGCUGCUGGGAUUGGUCAAGUUCUCCCACCGGGACAGCCCUGACCCCCCAUGUCUCCUCCUAGGACCCAGCAGAGGCGUAGUUCAGAUCACCCACCUACCAGGCCCCACAAGGAGGGGCCCUUACCUCAGACCUGCCCCUCCUCAGAGUCCCCACAGGGAGGACCUGAUUCUCCUCAUCUCACCCCACACACUACUGGAACCCCCGACCUCCCCUCCCCCCACGCCCAGAUCCUCUCACUCUCUGUCUCUGCUGCAGGUGCCUGGCCAAUGGGGGGUGCAGAUGAGUUCCCAGUGGGCACAUGCCCUGGGAUGUGCCCGCUGGGUGAGCUGGCACAGCGGGAGCGCCAGGGCCGCCUGCACCGGCUGGAGCUGCGGGAGGGGACGCGGCAGGGUGACCCUGCCCGCGUGGUGAAGGAGUAUUCCCGUCCAGCUGCUGGCAAGGAGCUGCCCCGGCCCCAGGAGCUGCGCCCUGCCCCAGUGCUGCUGGCCACUGUGCGCUACCUGCUGGGCCAGGUGGCGCCUCAAGCCGACCUGCCCCCAGCUGAGGUCCAUGCUUUCAUCUCCGACCGGUUGCGUGCUGUGCGCCAGGAUGCCACGCUGCAGCGGCUGCAAGGGGCUCCAUGCGUGGCCCUGCUGGAGCGAUCACUGGGCUACCUGCUCCAUGCCGGCUACCAGCUGUGCCAGGAAACUCCUGCCCGCUUCGACCCCCACCUCCAUCGCACCCAGCUCCAGGAGUGCUUCAGCUGGCUGCGGCGCUGCUACCAGGACAGCUGUCAUCACGGGGAGCCGGCCUUCCAGGCCCUUUUCCUCCUCUACAACCUGGGCUUCCCGGAAGCUCUGCGCCAGGUCCUGCAGCUCCCAGACCCUGUCCGGGCCUCCCCUGAACUCCGCACAGCGCUGGCUGUCAACUGGGCUUACCUGGAGCGCAACUGGGCACGGUUUUUCCGCCUGGUGCAGGCCUUGCCCUACCUGCCAAUUUGCGCCCUCCAUCGGCACCUGGGCCCCGCCCGGCGCUUGGCACUGCUCACCUUUAGCCACGGCUUUAGUGCCAGGAACUGUCGCUGCCCUCUGACCUGGCUCGCCCGGCUGCUGGCAGUGGACAGCCCUGAGGAGAUGGCAGAGCUGUGCCGCCAUCAUGGGCUCACGGUGCUGGAUGGAGCCGUGGUCUUCCAGAAAGCAGCUUUCAGGGACCCAGGCAUGCUGGUCCACGGCCCCUCGCAGCUGCUAGUGGACAGUAAACGAGGGGAGGCCCCCCUGCUGGAGGUCAUCGAAGAUACCUGUAGCUAAUGGUCUGGAGAGACUUGGGGGGUGAGGAUGGGAGCCAGGACUCCUGAGUUCCUGUCCCUGCCUCUGGGAGGGGAGUGAGGUCUAGUUGGCUGGACUGGGAGUCAGGAUUUAUGGGUUUUAUUGCUGGCUCUAGGAAAGGCUGAGAGGGAGGGCUCCUGGCUUCUGCUCCUUGCAAUGAAAAAGGAAUCAGGUUUAGAGUAAGAGACUGAGAGCCAGGACUCCUGGGUUCUCUUAGUGGCUCGGUCACUGAUUCUCUGUGUGUCACCUCCGCCAAGCCACUCCCUUUGCCUCAUUUUCCCCCUGCAUAAAAGGGGGCUAAAGGGAGUAACUUACUUGUGCUUAGUGCAACUGGAUGGCUCUGGGCGAUCCUUCUGUGUUGAUUGGCUCGGCUUCCUGCAUUUGACCCCUUGUGCUGGAUAAUUUGCCUCCCCCCCCCCCCAUCUCGUGGGUUUGUGAUUCAGGAAGCUGGCUCAGAUCUUGGGGUUUGUGGGAGUUGGUUUGGGUCUGAGCUUUGGUGUGAUGGUUUGGGGUCCCCGAUCCACAUGGCAGGGAGCUGUAUGGAAUGGCAGCCAGUGUCCCCUGCCCCAGGCGGGAGAUAGGGGGAGAUGUAGGAUACAGGCCAAAGUGCCCCUGGAAUUUUGGGGUGUCUGGAGGGAGUAGAAGUCAGUUUUACAAUAAAUGUUGACUUGUAAGAGGUUGUGGGUCUGUGCAGUGGUGGAUUAGCCAAUGGGCCCAUGUGCCCCGGCCAAUUGGGGAGUCCCACCCCCAGCAGACAAACACCAGGGCGUGGUGAGGGAGUCUCUGUGUCCCAAUCCCGCUUUCCGGCAGCAGCGCUGGGCAGGGCAGGGGAAGACCCAGCUUCCUGACCCCGGCUGCAGCCCCAGGACUGGAGGAGCUCUUGCUCCCUGCUGGGGCCUCAGGGCUGGGGGUAGAGUAGAGUAGAGUAGGGACUAAUGGUUUAGAGGCGGGGGGAGCCAGGACUCCUGGGUUCUAUCCCCAGCUCUGGGAGGAGGGUGGGAAUCCCAAGUCUUGGGAGGGUUUAAAGAGACCCAGAUUUUUGAGACUGAAGCCCGAAGCCUGCUUGUGUGGGGGCAGUGCGCCCUGCCAGGAUGCCCACCAGAAGCAUGGUUAGAUGCCAGGAAAGAGAGCCACGCGCCUAGGCUGUUGGUUGGGAUAGAAUGUUUUCCUUUGUUCCUGUGGUUCAGUAAUCGAUACCUGGGUUUGACAAAGGCUCUCAGGGGUGGCUGUAACCCACUAGUCACAGGCUCCCAGAGGGAAGAUCUGCCGGUGCCUGAACCCAGCAGGCCCAGCUGUAACCCAGCACCCAGGCCAAGAGUAGGAGAAUCACAAGAUUCCUCCCCGAGAGAGGCAAAGGCUGAAGGCCAGAGACAUGAGGAGGGUGUGCUUAGACAGAAAAGGGGUUUCCCACUGUUUCCUGUUUCCCACUCCCUGCCCCCUGGAGCCCGCUGGGCUCCCUGGCCUGGGGCCAGAUCAGAGCCGGUUCCCUUUGGAGAGGAAAGGCCCUUUGUCCCAUUCCCCGCCCCCAUGAGCCAGCGAGUUCCCCUGCCCUGGGGCUGGAUCAGAGCCACCGCCCCAUAAUGAGGAUGGGGAAAGGCUUGUGUCCCAUUCCUCACCCCCCUGAACCAGCCAGUCUAUCUGCUGUAAGGCAGAUCUGAGCUAGGGCCUCCUAUAGGGGAAAGGCCCCAUAUCCUAUCCCCAAGCCCCCCUGAGCUAGCCAGGCCUCCUGUCCUGGGACUGGAUUGGAGCUGGUGCCCCUUAGAGGGGAAAGGCCCCAUGUUCCAUUUCCUGCCCUGUGGCUGGAUCCUAGCUGACAUCCCCUUAAGAGGAAAGGACCCAUAUCCCAUUCCCUACCCCUCUGAGCUAGCCAGUCCCCCUCACCUGGGGCUGGAUGGGAGCCAGCGCCCCCUAGAGGUGAAAGGUGCUUUAUCCUAUUCCCAGGCCUCCUGAGCCAGCCAGUUUCCCACUCUGGGGCCAGACUGGAGCUAGCUAGCACCAUCUAGAUAGGAAAAACCUCAUGUCCCAUUCCCAGGCACCCUUGUGUAUCCCCAGGAUGGGUGGGGGGUGUCUAUAACUCAGAAUCCGACAGCCUGAGAAUCUGGGCUGUGUUUAUUUCCCUCCAAGGCGCCUCUCCCUCCCUCCCCUUUAUGGUGUCCAAUUAAAUCUUAAAACAACUCA